This is a messenger RNA of Argiope bruennichi, 4613 nucleotides long. RefSeq names its product maltose permease-like. NCBI's taxonomy places the organism in Eukaryota, Metazoa, Arthropoda, Arachnida, Araneae, Araneidae. Gene Ontology annotation, molecular function: transmembrane transporter activity. Gene Ontology annotation, cellular component: membrane. The transcript is spliced from 3 exons. Bases 2659 to 4233 code for a protein of 524 amino acids. The record is from RefSeq and is a predicted model, not a curated record.
AUUUUUUUGUUUGUUAUUUUACUACUUUAAAAAAGUCCGAAUCUUUUUUAAAUUUCAUUAAGAGAAAAAUUGUUCUCAAAUUUUUAUUUCUUUUUAUUACUAACUUUUCAUCAAUCAAAUAGAAGCUUUUUCUCGUAUUAAGAUACUUCUUGCAUAAUUUGGGUGUCCUUAGAUUCAUUAAAUCCUCUCCAUUACCAUAAAAUAACAUAUGUAUAUUUUCUAAAAAUGUGCAUUUGAUACUUUGAGUGAGCUGUCAAAUCUGUUCAGUCUAAUGCCCCAAUAGCACACAUAUAUUAUAUAAUAUUAAACAAUAUUUGCAAUUUUGGAUAAAAUUGUUAAAUAUUGAAUAAUAUAAUAUCAUACAAUAUUGACCACAUUUUUGUUACUUGGUGCUACUUGGGUAAUGGAAACUUGCCUUCAUACAACAGUUUUCUAAACAAGCAUCUACUCUAUUAAUAUUUUUGCUUUAUUAAAUGACACUUAUAAUAAAUUGGUAUUAACUACCUUCGGCGACUUUAACUUUGUUCUUUCAUCGUAUUAAUAAUUCUAAUUCAGUCACUUGUAUAAUUUAUGAUGAGUCACAUCUUAACACAAAACAAAAGAAAAUAGUAUUUUAAAUUUUGCUUGAACAAUAACAGUGGAUCAUUUUGACAUGGAAACCUGGAGCACGCAUUGGAUAUUAAUUUAUCUAAAGUAAGCAUAAUUUUUAUAAAAUACAAUUUUAAAAAUCUAAAUACAAUCAUCAAAUUAUAUUCUAUGCAAUCAAAAGUAUUUGAUAAAUCUAGUUUUGUAUUUUUCACAAAUUCUACUAAAUAAAUUUCGUUUAAUUUAUUAUCAGAAUGAAAUUGAUUUAGAAAUUUAAAUUGCAAAAAUGAGUCCUUUUUGAAUCAAACAUUAUACAAUCACAUUUUUUGAACAACUGAUCUUUAGAGUGAAAAAUCAUACGAAAUUUCAAGUACAUUCUUCAAAUUCGGAUUUCAACAGAGAAACAAAAAAGUAUCUUUCUUUUUAUUUUUUCAUGUAAUUGGUAGAAUAUGUAGUUCUUUCUGACCUUUUGAGGAUUUACUAUUCUGGUUUUCGCUCAAUAGCAAACAGUUUAGCUUUUCUACAUGCAAUUCAACUUGCAAAAAAAAAAAAAAAAAAAAUGCAUAAGCUACAUACAUUUAGGAUAAAAAUAAAUAAGAUAAACAUGACAUAUUGCGAACUUGGAAAAAUAACUUGGAGCGAAAUCAGGCACAAAAUUUAGAAUAACAAGCAAGAUAAACAUAACAUUUUAUAAUUACAUCAAAAAAUUAAAGUUACGAGAAAAAUAUAUUCAGAAUAUGAACAGAAUUUAGAAUAAUAUGACCUCUAAAUUGAUAAAAAUGCAAAUUAAAAAUAAAAAUAAUGAAUAUUUCAAUAAUUGUAAUAAUAAAUAACACAAGAAAAAGCAGUGAGAAUAAUUUAAUAAAAAAAAAUGAAUGAAAUCAAAAAGGGUAAAAAAAUUAUCAAAUAAAGCAUAUUCAAAAUCUAACAUUUUGUUUGAAAUUUAAUAAUUUUCAAACAAAAUGUUUACUAAUAAUAAAAACAAGUGUGUGUAUGUUUGUUGGCAUUCUUCAGGACUGGUCAGUUGACCUCGAGUUUCUAGAUUUGGGAUGAAACUUUAGUGACUAUGAUUAUAACCUCCAGCCAUUAAAAUUUUUUAAUUAAUUAAAAAUUAAUUAGAAAAAUUUUGAGGAGGGUUUCCGGAAGGUAUUAUUCCCGAAAACAUCAUUGAAAAGCUCAUUUUUACAUCAUUCAAGUUCUCUUUUAAAAAAAUUGCAUUUUCAAUAAUAACAAUUUAACUAUCGAGUAAACUUUCUUCCAAAUUUUAGCAAUUUUUUUUAUAAUUUUUUUUGCCUAAUUAUCAGCAAAAGCUUUUAUUAGUGCAAUGAAAUUCAAACCAUCUUCAUUUUUUCUUUAAAAAUUUCUCGUGCAAUUUUCUCCCAUUGUAAAAAAAAAAAAACUCAGGAAUAUUGUUUAUUAUCCGAGAAAAAUGCAUAUUAAAAAAGAAAUGAACUGGCUGUUACAUUUUUUAUUAAUACUAUGAUAUAAUGUGAGUUGACUUAUUCAGGAGAGUAAAAAUAGGCGAAGGUAGUUAAAAUAACAGAGUUUUAAUAUCUGUCACAAUCUGAAGCUUAAAUUCUUGAAGAGGUCAAGAAUAUCAAGUUGAGCAAGAGAUUUAGUUGAAGUAUGAGUAAGAGAUUUAAUUGAAAGUAAAACGAACCAGUACUUCCAACGAAACAUCUGGAUACGAAAUAUUUUUAUUAAAUAUCGCAUCGGCCAAUGUAGCGGAUUGGCAUGAGCGAGGAUAGAACCUGGGACCUUGUGGUUUGCAGUCCACUAACAUGACCACGAUACAAAAGCAAUUGCUCGGCCAGCGUAGAUGUUAACUGGCUUAUAAGCUUUCACCACAGAAUCAUCAGUUCAUAUCUGUACUCAGAUAAGCUGUAAACAGGUUAAUAUCUUGGGAAAGGCAAAUCAUUUUCAUUUAGUCACACAACAGUUGAGUUAGGCUUUUAGAAAGUGAAAAGAAAUUCUGUUAGUAUAAGUUUAGCGCCGUCCUCGAAGGAAAUAUUAAUAUUGCUGAUUAUUUCUUUACAGAAUCGCUUCGCCAUCACACGCCACUGAAUACAUACAAUGGAGGACAACUUUCCCGAAACAAUGGAUAUCAAAGAAGCAUCAUAUUCACAAAAAUGGAAGUUUUGGAAAGAUGAAAACUUCAAGAGAUUGCUUCCAAUAAAAGCGCAUUAUUUACUAAUAUUUGGCGGAAGCUCAGCAAUUUAUCCAUACAUCUACAUAUACGCUAAACAACUGGGAAUGACUGCAGAUGUUGUAGGGUACAUCACAUCUGCAAUGUGGUGUAUAACAGUAUUGUCAAGACCACUGUUGGGAGGACUGGCAGACUACUUUCAGAAGUUCAAGUUGGUGCUGAUCUGCAUGCUCGUCACCAGCAUCGUUACAGAUUUGGGUCUCAGCUUCAUACCGAUGCCUAAGCAAGGGAACAACUCGAAUUCCACAAUAAACUCUACAGUCAUUUGUCAUCAAAAUAAUUCAUACUCCAUUCAAUAUAGAACUGAUGCUUGCGGGACGACUCUCUCAGACUGCACACAAAACUGCCUCCUUUCUUGUUCGUUGUGUGAAGCUAACAGUAUAAACUGCAUAGAUGAUACAUCAGAAGAAGCACUUAUAGGAUGCUUAGAAAAAUUCAGCAUUAGUUGUGCAGAUGAUACAACGAAAAAUAAAUGCAAGACUGGUGUAACCGAAAAUUCUACUGAUAGUGAUUAUUCAGUAGUAAAGAAUCCUCCUUUACAAAUAGCUUUAUUUUCCACCUUCGCCACAAUUUUUUUCAUAUGCCAAACAACUGUCGAAUCCCUGAGUGAUGCUGCUUGCGGUAAGGCUCUCGAAGAUAAAAUGGAACUGUAUGGGAGACAAAGAAUGUGGGGAACAAUCGGCUGGGGAUUGUUCUCCCUGUUGGCUGGAUCUUUGAAUCAUGCAUUCUCGGAGUCAGACAGUGUCAUAAAUUAUAUGCCUGGAUUCUACACGUCUGUAGUGUUUUAUACUCUGGACGUAUUUAUGAUUUCUAAACUGCAGCUGAAACACUCAAGAUCGACGACUAAUGUUUUCAAAGAUGUUGGAUGGCUUCUAUUGAGACCAAGAAUCUUAUUUUUUAUCUUGCAGGUGGCAGGCAUUGGAAUGAUAAGAGGCAUUUUCACCACAUACUUACUUUGGUAUUUGGAGAAUUUAGGCGCAAGUGCAUUGCUUUUGGGAUCCAUAACGUCAGUACAGAGUUUCUUGGGGGAAGUUCCCUUUCUCUUCAUCUCCGGGUGGAUUAUUCGGAAGAUCGGGCAUUUGAACGUGUUCACAAUGUCUUUUAUUGCACAUGGAUUGCGAUUCCUUGCAUACGCCUUCAUCGAGAAUCCUUUGUGGGGACUACUCAUAGAGUUUCUGCAAGGCCCAUCGUAUGGGAGCUUCUAUGCAGCUCUCACGACUUACGUGAAACUGGUAGCGCCCAAAGGAGCUGAAGCAACUGUACAGGGAAUAUCUUUAGCAGCACUCGAAGGAUUAGGCACGGCAGCAGGAAGCUUGUUGGGUGGCUACUGGAUGCACCAGGACGGCCGCCAAGCCUUCUUCCAGGCUGGAAUCCUGUCCAUUGUGUUCGGGAUGGCCACCUGUAUCAUGAAUGGCCUCAUCAUGUGUAAACUAGUAAAGUGAGAGGGUUAAGAGGAAACAGAGGCUCUUUGAAGCAGGGUUCACACGAGGCCAACUAUUGCGCGCAAUAGAAGGUCACGCCUACUUCAGGAAAAUCACGUGGCCGCAAUGGGACAAUGGCAGAUAGCCAUUGUCUCACUUUUUGCCAUUGUCUCGUUGGGGUCAUGUAAUGUACCUGAGGCAGAUAUUAAAACUAGACUGGUGAAGAGGUUAAACCUUUAGAAAGGUGCAAAAUAGGGGCCACAAAAAUAUAAACAUAUUAUUGCCUAAAUUUAAACAAAGGGAAAAGGAACUAAGUUAAUCAUUAUAUUUAUAUAUAUAGCUGGAUGGCUGAUGAUAUUGGUUGUAUUUAAUAGCAAUUAAAUCCCUUAUAUAUUAUUUCA